Messenger RNA from Closterium sp. Naga37s-1, 1221 nucleotides. NCBI's taxonomy places the organism in Eukaryota, Viridiplantae, Streptophyta, Zygnematophyceae, Desmidiales, Closteriaceae. The record is from the annotation of a GenBank genome assembly.
AUGGCGGCCGAGCCGCGAAGAACCCAUUCAUCCGCGAGUAUAGACUCCUCGUUAGAUGACGAAACCCUGAUUGAACUCUUGCCAUCGUGGGCGCGUCGCACACUCUGUCCGGCCGGUAGUGGUUGCGGCGACGGCGAGUGCGAGCUGCUCCACGUGGACCCCACGUGGCGAGAUGUGCUGUCGAGCCGACACGUGGCGCGUCGGGAGCAGAACAGUGGCGUCAGUACGUGGGGAAGGCCUCGGCUGAUCGUGCUCCACGUGGCUCUUCAACGCCGUCCGCCUGCUGCUCCCUGGCCGUUCCUCGUCCUCACUGCACAUGCCUUCCCCGCUCCACGUCCCUCCUUCACUGCACGUCCCUCCUUCACUGCACGUCCCUCCUUCACUGCACGUCCCUCCUUCACUGCACGUCCCACGGGCUUCCCCGCCUGCACCCAGCCUCACAUGCCCUCCCUUCCCUCUCCCCAACCCCCCUCACAUCGUCUCCCUCCCCGCCUCCCUGCAGGCUCCACGUGGCUCUUCAACGCCGUCCGCCUGCUGCUCGCCCACUCGGGCCAGCUGUCGCUCUCCUAUUGGCUGCACUCCAUCUCCGCCAGCAAGCUGCGCGCCAGGGGGCUCUCGCCACUGGGCAGCCGCGGACCUGGGGGUGCGGGGGGAGUGGAUGGGGGGCUUUCGCCAUUGGGCAGGCCCGAACCUGGGGGGGAGGGGAGAGGGGGAGUGGGGAUAGGGGGAGAAGGACGGGGGUCCGCGGAGGAUUUAGGGGGAAGAGGGGAUGGUCAAGGGGUGGGGAGGGAUGGAGGGGAGUGGGGAGGAGUGAGCGUGGUGGUGAAGACACACGAGUGGGUGGAGGGGUGGGAGGUGGGAGAGUGGAGUGGGGUGGUGCUGCUGACUGAGAGGGACCGCUACAGCAGUGCGACCCUCUCCCACCCUCCCCUCUCUCUUUUCCUCAACCUACUGUCUCUCCCAUGCACUCCUGCAGUCCCAUCAGGGCCACCCGUCCCACCACCUUCACUGGAAGGAGAGCGCAUUUCUCCUCUCCCCUCUCAUUCACCGUCCCCGCGCAUCAAGGCGCACAUGCAGGCCUACCUGUGCGCUGCUGCCGUCAUUCCCCUCGCCCUUCGCCUUGUACCACUCCCCUCUCACGUGGAUGCAGGCGCAUCAAAGCCCACAUGCAGGCCUACCUGCGCGACCAUCAUCGCUGGAAGCAGCACGCUGCUGCCGUGA